CCUCCGUCGACCAAUCCAACCUCAUCGGGACCGAUUCCGACAAUCACAUCAACGCGUUAGCUUACUCGGAACUUGACGCGUCUCUCUCUGAGGUUUGGGAACAUCGUACAUCCCCAGCAUCAAGCGCUUCGUGAGGUCAUUGCGGAAAUACAGGACGACUCCGAGGAAGUGGAAUUGAACAGAAAACAUUAUGGGUGACACGCUUCUCUCGAGUUAUUCGUUUGGAGUCGAGGAGGUCUAUCGCGUCAAAUGGAGCUCGAGCUCACCUGAUCUGCUCGCCGCUGGUACUUCGAAUUCACUGCAAAUCAUUCGUCUGGAUCAAGAUUAUGCGCCCUCCUUGGUCACCAGUUUCAGACUCGGGACCCGGGUCACGCAUAUCAGUUGGGGACCGACGGUGAUGUCGGAGGAUGGUAAAAAUGUAACCAUACGAAUCGAAUUAUUAAUAGCCUGUGCGGACCAAAACAUGCGCCUGCUAACUUACCAGGCUGCCACCGAUAGCCAAUCUCAAAGAACUUCAGUCCAGUGCUUUGGACAGAGCCACUCUGGCCAUUCGGGACGGAUCACCUCGGUAGCUUGGUGUCCGGUGCCCGGCUACGCAAACGUGAUCGGCUCAGCGGCGACCGACAAAUGCGUGCUAAUUUGGAACCUUGAGUCGAGUGCCGAGGGUGGGAACCCGGACCUGCCGUCGAGCCCGCCGGCGCCGACGCUGAUCGGACCCUUCAAAUCCACCCCGGUCACGAUCAGCUUCCAUCCGACCUCGUCAAGUCGGCUGAUGGUCUACGAUGCCAAUGGGGCGAUCAAGCUCAUCGACUGGACCAAGCCCGAUCGACCGAUCAUCAUCUGUCUCAUCGAGCCACGUACGCUUGUCAACAAGCUCUACAGCCUCGGCCAUGCUAGCGAUCGCUUAGGGAUGGCUGAUUGGAAGGUCGAUGAGGCCGACGUCUUUGGUGCGCUCAACGGUAACCGCUGGGCUGUCUGGGAUAUGCGCUCCACGCGCGCUGGUACCCCGUUGGCUGCCGGUGAAGUCUGGGGACCGGGUGUGGUGGCUGAUGUCUUCCGAUGGUGUCCUACCAAUCCUCGGAUGUUUGCUAUCUCCACAUCCUCGCCCAAUGCCUCCAACUCCGGCUCAGGAGCAAUCCAGGUCUACUACUUGUCCUUCCUUCAAUCCCCUCGGACCGUUCAACUUCCCGGCCACCCCACCCAAACCCGGACCCGGGUACACGAUAUUGAAUGGCAGCCGAUGAGUCCCGAGGCCGAUGUGCUCUGUAUCGCCACCGGACGGCAAUUGGUUUGGAUGAAACUGGGGACGAGGGAGUCACAGAGAUAAUUGAUCAAGCUAUCGGAGUAAUUUCCUAAUCUGCACAGCGCACAUCGUCUUUUGGGCCCACUCAUCUAACCAAUCCAAAUCGUAAAAAGCUAUGUCAACCACAACAAAUUGAUGCCCCCCCCCCUGUAUUCACAUACAUACUCAACAUGAUAAGCCAUCUCUAGUGAUCCUAUUGUAAUAAGUCAGUUAAUCCGUUACUUUGGGAAAACAUAGGAGGGUUGUGUUUGGGUGAACAGUAUGGAGUCUGUCUAAUAAUAAGAAAACCGAAGUUUUUGGUCUAUUUCUUAUGACA
Messenger RNA from Puccinia graminis f. sp. tritici CRL 75-36-700-3, 1619 nucleotides. RefSeq lists its product as uncharacterized. Gene Ontology annotation, cellular component: nuclear pore outer ring. The record is from RefSeq and is a predicted model, not a curated record. The transcript is spliced from 5 exons. Gene Ontology annotation, molecular function: protein binding. Bases 191 to 1327 code for a protein of 378 amino acids. Lineage: Eukaryota; Fungi; Basidiomycota; Pucciniomycetes; Pucciniales; Pucciniaceae.